AUGUAUCAGGGUGGCCAACGACAUGUCUCGAACAACGAUCCGACCCGGCCUUUCCAGGUACCGCCGCCGCCGCCGCCAAUAUCUUCGCCUCCCAUGAACGGGCCGCAAAUGGGCAGCAUGAUGAACGUCCCCCCGCCGCCGCCACGAUAUCCUCCUGCGCCGCCUGGAACUGCGCCCGGCGUCAUGAUACCCCCGCCGCCGGGACCGCCGCCAGGCCCUCCUCUUGUUCAGCAGCAACAGCAACAACAGCCGACAUGGCAUGGUAACUACGGUCGAAUGUAUGACGGUCGUGGCGGCUUCAAUCUGCCCCCGCCGCCCCCGACACCAGGACAGCACCAACCUUACAACCCGAAGAUGCAUGCACAGAUGGCCGCCCGACAACAUGCCAUGGCAAUGCCCCCGCCUCCACCUCCGAGCGACGCGAUGAGCGCAACAUAUAUACCCAGUGCCAAUUCUUAUGGUGAGGGAGUCGGUAUUCCGGGCUUUGGCGGCGACGAUCACUUGCCCCCAGACUCGUCCCAGGGACUGACAGUCUCGGACAAUGGCACUUCCACAGGACACGAUGAUCCUCGAGGCCAACAAUAUAUGCCUGCGACAACACAUUCUAGAGGGCUCACCAGUGGCUCAGGCAUGUCAGGUGCUGCUGCCGGACUCAUUUCUCCAGAGCUGGCUGAGCAGUGGCCAUUGGACACGGUGCUCAUCUGGCUGGCGCAAAACAUGUUCUCCAGAGAAUGGCAGGAGACAUUUCGAGCGCUGCAUCUAUGUGGACAGCAAUUCCUCGAGCUCGGCAACCCGCAUGGGCUGCGCGGAAACCACAGCAUGAUGCAUCAGCAAGUUUAUCCCCAGCUUGCGCGCGAGUGCACCCAAAAUGGUGUUCCAUGGAACCAGCAGGCUGAACGCGAUGAGGGAAAGCGUAUGCGGCGCUUAAUUCGAAGCAUUGUAACAGGCAAACCUGUGGAACUAUCCAAGUCGCAUGGCCGACAAGACUCUACCAACAGUGGACAGAGCGCUACCAUCCCAAGCGCCGGCACCGACCCGGCUGAUUCCCCAAACACGCCUCUGAAUCCGCCUGGGCCGGGCUUUGCUGCCAGGCGAUUUUCCCAGACAAGAGCAACCACGAUGCCCACCUUGAAUACCUCAACAAUGUCUAGCUCCGAGAGCGGCCACCGUCUUGCACUCAAAAUGUCCGAAAGCGACACAGGGCGGCAGGGAACCUCGGUUAUGAAGAGCACAAUAAGCGAAGGGGCACUGUAUCGUGGUACAGCCCAACGCUCUGACAGUCCGACUACAGGUGGAAGUCCUGUUCCACAGCAGAAAAUGUUUACAUCUGCCCCUCUGACCGCGUCUCCCAACUCUACCAAGUUUGGCCACCGCUCAAGGCACAGUACUGAUUCCCUCUCGUCGAAUGCUGCCAUUUACGGAUCUGGUAUUCCAGCCGAUGCAGCAAACAUGUUUAAGGGCGGAAUGAGUAUCGCGGAUAUUGUGGGCAGCCGCACCUUGGACGGUCGCGCCAGCUUCUCCCCCAAUGAAUCCGGCGAUCGCUCUGCAGGUACAGAGCCUGGAUCCGCGAAAGAUUCCAAGAGCUUUCUCAGCUUCAUGCAUCGCAAAAAGAAGCAGCGUGACGAGAGUGGUAUGCCGUCCCCAGAAGACGGCGAUUAUCCAAAUUCGCCCAACGGAGCUACCAAGGCGACAGCACUCGGCAUUCGUGAAGCACAUGCCAGUGAUGCGAACCUCGAUCAUGGCAGCCCAACAAAAUCCACUCGAGUAUUCGUGCUGGCAACGUUUGACUCGUGGAACUUUCGAAUGUGUGAUAUUACCCGUGCUGAAUCAGCGUCAGACAUCAAGCGGGCGAUUUGCGUGGGCCUUGGAAUCAACGACUCGGGAAAUGCCCGGCUGUUUGCAACGGAACUCGGACAGUUUGAACACAAAGAAGAGUUGAGUGAUGAUCGAAUUGUUUCUUCCAAGGAAGCGCAGCCCAAACAACUCACAACGUUGAAGUUCUUUGUGGAUCUCAAUGGACGUGGUAAUAACAAUGCAGAAACUGGAGCUGGCCUACCUUCACAAAAUUCCUUGGCACCCGGCAUGGACGAGGAAGCGUACGCGAAGCUUAAUGGCUCCCGCCAACGAUCCAUAUCCUCGCCACCGACAUCGAGAUCUAAUACGAUAUCGGAAAAUAGAAUCGACGAGAAGACCCUUGCACAAGAAGCCAGCGAGUACCGGGCCGAAAUGGAGCGCAAACAGCGCGAAUAUCUCGAGAAACGAAAGCAAGCCAAUAAGAAAGGAAGCACGCCCAACACUCCGGAACUAGGAAAUGGAUUCGGCAUCAUUGGGCGGAAUGUCGACUUUGACCAACCCCGCGACUCUCCGUUUGAGGACAGGAAACCUUCUGAGCAUCUCUUCCCCCAGAGGAAACCACCGGCACCACCAAGCGACCCUUCAGCAACACUGCUCAAAGCGAAUUCUCUCAAAAAGCCAGGACACGGCAAGCGAAGCUCUACUACUGGCUCGGAUGGAUUCCCAAGCCCCAGGCGUAUUGUUACCUCUAAUAGCGACGGUCCGGAUGGAUUCAAGAGCCGCCAGGCUAGUGUACAACCACUGGAUGGAUCCGAAGGCAUCGGUAGCGCUUUGGCAGGAAUCGGUCGCCGUAUGGGUGCUGUUGGGCAGUCGAGCGCGAACGCUCCACGGUCCGUCUCUAGUAUGGCUAACUUGCAGUCGGGUAGCUCUGCUGGUGGUCUUCAACGCUCAGGUAAGAAGGGUUCGCCGAGUGGUCAAGUGAAGGAAUCGGGGUCAGAGGGGGCUCAGGCCAACGGCAGCUCGCGUAAAAUGACGUGGAGCUCCGGAAACCUGUCAUUUGCCGUACCUGACUACUCACCUGGCGGAACCCUCAUGCCAAUGCCUAAGUCUGACCCAGCUGAUGAUAAACUACCUGGUGUAGGGAUGCAACCACCGUCGUCUUCGGAACUAAGCCCAAGCACUCUCCUGCCAAAGCGGUUCAACUUUGACACUGUACCUGACAGCCUCCAACAACGCAACAGCAACGACUUCCGCAGGAGCUCGGAAGUCAGCUUUGCGACGCCGGCGGCACCAAAACGUCCUACCCCAGCAAAUAAUGAUAGCGAUGACUCGGAUGACGGCCUAUUCCAGAUCCCCCUUGCCGGCCGUGAGAAAGGAAAGGGCAAAAGCAAGGCUGGGACUAGUCACAAGCGACCGAGCAUCAUUGUCAAUACGCAACGGCCUAAGAGCAAGGUGGUGUCCGUUUCAUUCCAGUCACCUCAGGCAAGCACCGCUACAGAGAGCCUUGACGACAGCAGAAGUGGCACCAGCUCAUGGCGCACACCCACGACGCCGGGGUCAACCAACUUUGAUGCCGAUGAUAAAGUGUCUCGGCGCAAAUCAUUCAUUGAAAAGGACGUCUGGGCCAACCGUCCUCCUACCGAUGCGUUACUGAACAACCUCGAUGAUUUCUUCCCAAACCUGGAUCUUGACGAGCCUGUACUAGAAGACAGCGUAGGAAAUAAUUUGACUGUCUCUCCUAUAGUCCACGAGCUCGAUGCAACAGGGCACCAGCGCACCCCGUCCAGCGCAUCCGGAGGAGAGGAAGCUUCAAAGAUGCCAGCGGCAAUUCCUCCCUCCAGGCAGCCAUCACUAUACGGAGAGGGGGACACGCUCGGGUCUGACGAAUCCACUCUAAAGGCUUCAGACCGCCCGAUGUCUUCGCACGGUGGGGGCUCGAGAAGCCUGAAGCGCUCGGUUGGACUUGGCAGAAUGAAGUCGAUCAGAGAGGUGGCACGGGGUGCGCACGAAGCUAACAAGCGGUUCACCUCGAUGUCACAAAGCGGCGGCAACAAUAACUCGAACUUGAUGCGGCGAAAGAGCACCAAGAUGUUCAACGCCAACAUUGUGCAGAUUCGGCCAGACCAACGAGGUAGCAUGGCGAUGCCAGACCGCAUUCAAGAAACGGGGCUGAAGCGACAGACUACUUUCCGGUGGUUCAAAGGUCAGCUGAUUGGUAAGGGCACGUAUGGUCGGGUGUACCUGGGUAUGAAUGCAACGACGGGAGAGUUCUUGGCGGUCAAGGAAGUUGAGGUGAACGCAAAGGCGGCGGGCGGAGACAAGAGCAAGAUGAAGGAGAUGGUAGCGGCGCUGGACCAAGAGAUUGACACAAUGCAGCACCUCGACCACAUCAACAUUGUGCAGUACUUGGGAUGCGAGCGCAAGGAGACGAGUAUCAGCAUCUUCCUAGAGUACAUCUCGGGUGGCAGCAUCGGGUCGUGUCUACGCAAGCACGGAAGAUUCGAGGAGUCGGUGGUGUCAUCGCUGACGAGGCAGACACUGUCAGGGCUGGCAUAUCUGCACCGCGAAGGUAUUCUCCACCGCGAUCUCAAGGCGGACAACAUCUUGCUGGACCUGGACGGGACGUGCAAGAUUAGCGACUUUGGCAUCUCAAAGAAGACGGAUAACAUCUACGGCAACGACAAGACCAACAACAUGCAGGGCUCCGUGUUCUGGAUGGCACCAGAGGUGAUUCGGUCGCAAGGGGAGGGGUACAGUGCCAAGGUGGACAUUUGGAGUCUUGGGUGCGUGGUGCUGGAGAUGUUUGCGGGCCGUCGACCGUGGAGCAAGGAAGAGGCGGUCGGUGCGAUUUACAAGAUCGCGAACGGAGAGACGCCGCCGAUUCCCGAGGACGUGGAAGAGCUGACUCCUCUGGCGGUGGCGUUUAUGGCAGAUUGCUUCCAAGUGAAUCCUGGGGAGCGACCGACAGCAGAGGUGUUGUUGUCGCAGCAUCCAUUUUGCGAGUGGGAUCCGAGCUACAACUUUUACGACACGGAGGUGUAUUUCAAGAUUAAGGACUCUUACAAGUCGUGA
Cordyceps fumosorosea ARSEF 2679 is the source of this 4866-nucleotide messenger RNA. Its product is annotated as mitogen activated protein kinase kinase kinase 3, mapkkk3, mekk3. The coding region runs from base 1 to 4866 and encodes 1621 amino acids. Gene Ontology annotation, biological process: protein phosphorylation. The record is from RefSeq and is a predicted model, not a curated record. Gene Ontology annotation, molecular function: protein kinase activity; ATP binding. Lineage: Eukaryota; Fungi; Ascomycota; Sordariomycetes; Hypocreales; Cordycipitaceae. The transcript is spliced from 3 exons.